This is a messenger RNA of Malurus melanocephalus (red-backed fairy wren), 789 nucleotides long. RefSeq names its product integrin beta-like protein 1. Gene Ontology annotation, cellular component: focal adhesion; integrin complex; cell surface. The transcript is spliced from 4 exons. The annotation marks the transcript as partial. Gene Ontology annotation, biological process: cell-matrix adhesion; cell migration; integrin-mediated signaling pathway. The record is from RefSeq and is a predicted model, not a curated record. Gene Ontology annotation, molecular function: integrin binding. Lineage: Eukaryota; Metazoa; Chordata; Aves; Passeriformes; Maluridae.
GGAGAUGUGAAUGUGGCCAAUGCACUUGUUUCCCUCCAGGAGACAACAGAGUUCAUGGCAAAAACUGUGAAUGUGAUGAUCGGCAGUGUGAAAAUGCAGAUGGCAAAGUCUGUGGGGGCCAUGGAAUCUGCUCGUGUGGCCGAUGCAUUUGCCAGGAUGGGUGGUUUGGAAAGUUGUGCCAGCACUCAAGGAAGUGCAACAUGACAGAGGAGGAGAGCAGAAGCCUCUGCGAGUCAGCGGAUGGCGUGUUGUGCUCCGGGAAGGGUUCCUGCCACUGCGGAAAGUGCAUCUGUUCACCCCAGGAGUGGUACAUUUCGGGUGAUUUCUGUGAAUGYGAUGACAGAGAUUGUGACAAACACGACGGUCUCAUUUGCACAGGUAACGGUGUUUGUAGCUGUGGAAACUGUGAGUGCUGGGAAGGAUGGAAUGGAAAUGCUUGUGAAAUCUGGCUGGGGAGAGAAUACCCUUAAUGAAGGGCCUCAAAGAUUGAGGCGGUUUUUUUGUUUAUUUUUCUUUAGGCUGCUAGAACAUUUAAUUUCAGAAGUGCUCAGUGUGUGGGUGUGGGUACUCGUGAAUGCACACAUAGAUGGUUGCAAAUACCUUAGAACACAUUUGAGGACCUGCUCCUUAAAGAAAUGCAWCAGAAAACUAAAAAAAGGAAGCAGGACAGCCCAAAUUCUAGCGGSUAAAGUCAUAAAAUACUGGCCCUAUGAAACUUCUCCAGAAUUUUUUGUAAAUUCAGCAGAACCGAUAUUAUACCUAUAAAGAUUACUUCUUUGAGCAACCUUA